This is a messenger RNA of Sceloporus undulatus (fence lizard), 2520 nucleotides long. RefSeq names its product N(G),N(G)-dimethylarginine dimethylaminohydrolase 1-like. Gene Ontology annotation, biological process: arginine metabolic process; positive regulation of nitric oxide biosynthetic process. Lineage: Eukaryota; Metazoa; Chordata; Lepidosauria; Squamata; Phrynosomatidae. The transcript has 7 exons. Gene Ontology annotation, molecular function: amino acid binding; dimethylargininase activity. The record is from RefSeq and is a predicted model, not a curated record. The coding region runs from base 288 to 1148 and encodes 286 amino acids.
GCCCCUCCCCUCCCCGCCCAGCCAGAGAGACAAUGCUCUGCUGCUCCCAGGCCAGCGCUGGGCUUGCCCUGGCCAAGGCGCCCCCCCGCCCACCUGCCCUGCUGAGUGAGUGAGGGGCUCUUGGCCGCCCUUUCCCUCCUCAAAGAGAACAGGGGAGCUCUCCUUCUCCAUCUUGGGCUCGGGAAAAGGAGAGCCUUGGGCGCCCCCUCCCCAAAGUCUGCCCCUUCUUUCUUUCUCCGCUUCUCUGGCAGCCAGGGCUGGUGGAUGGACUCGCCCUGGGAGGGACCAUGGCCAGCAUCUCCUCUUUUGGCAAGUACACUCAUGCCAUUGUCUGCUGCAUCCCCUCCUCAUUUGGUACAGCAGACACUACAGCAGAUGGGUCUGACAGUGGGGCUGAGCCAGUGGAUCUGGCCAAGGCUCACCGGCAAUACGGUGUCUACACUGGGAUCCUGCGUCAGAAGCUAGGGCUGCAAGUCAUUGAGUUGGCUGCAGAUGAGGGCUUCCCCUAUUCCACGUUGGUGGGGGAUCUGGCAGUGAUACAAGGAGACACUGCGCUGCUCACACGGCCAUGGAUGCCCUCACGACGAGAUGAGAUCAGCAGUGUCAAGAAGGUCUUGGAGGAGCUGAAGCUGCGGGUGGUUGAGGUUACAGAUGAGGGAGCCACUUUGGACGGAAGUGAUGUUCUUUUCACAGGUAGAGAGUUCUUUGUGGGCAUAUCCAAGUGGACUAAUCACAGAGGAGCAGAGAUGGUUGCAGACGCUUUCAGGGAUUUUGCUGUGUCUACCGUUCCUGUCUCAGGCACGUUGCAUCUCCGCAGCUUCUGCAGCAUGGCUGGGUCUGACACGGUUGUUAUUGGCAGCAGUGAUGUAGCCAAGAAAGCCAUGAAGACCAUGGAACAAUUAACAGAUCACCACUAUGAAACACUCACGGUGCCUGAUGAUCCAGCUGCUAAUUGCAUCUAUGCUCGGCUUGGCCAGAAGAGCAGUGUUCUUCUGCAUCGCAGUGCAGAGGAGUACCCCAACAGUGUGCAACCUUUCCAGAAACUUCCAGACUACACCCUCAUUCCUGCUGCUUGCACCGAGGUAGCCAAACAUGGUGGGACUCUCAGCUCCUGCUCUCUUCUCAUCAACAAGAAGCUGGAAAUCUAGUGCCUAUUGAACCCCACAGACAUACAGGUUCUCACCAUCCCUGAUGGGCAACCCCUUCCCUCCGUUCCUAUAUCCAGAGUGACAUUCCUGUUUCUCUUAGCUUCUUUGUGAGGCAAGAAUACCACCCUCCCUUCCAAAUAUGCUAAUUUGGUCGGUCUUCAAUUUUGCAGAUGUUUCUCUUUGUAUUUACAUUGGAUCUUCCAUGGAGCCAUGCUGGUCUCUUUAUUUCUUGUCUCGCUGGCUGCUACUGUGUAUCCUUUAGAAAGACUUUGCCCCAUAGUAGACAGGUUGCUCUUACGUUGGAAGAAAAAUCAUAGUGUGAAACCAGGGGUCAUCGCUUGUCAUUCAGGCAUCUCUGCUCUUGGCAAUGUUUGCUCAAGUGUUUAACUUGUUUUGGACCUUUAAGAGUAGCAUUGCUUUCCCCCCUUUCUUUCUGAUUAUAUUUUGGGGGAUCGUUUUGGAAGAUCCAGAAGGGAUAUCCACCAUGCACUUCUGUAUCCAAAAUACUGACCAAAAUAGGUCUGUUCCUCCCUCUUUCAAAGCCCACAUUUGAAUAGGAGAGCAGACAAGGUUCUAUUGGAGACCACCACUAUUGCAAAUGGUUUCCAACUGUUUUGGUGGGCGGGCCGACACUGUGAUAUUCCCCAAUGGGACAAUCCCAGUACUAUGGAUGUGGGAUUACCUGGAGACUCCUUAAUUUUUGCAGUUACAGGGCCUAAGGUCCGAUGAUUCUUGCCAGAUAGACCAAUACUUCACUAGUGCAUUGUGUAUCCCUUACCCUGAGACCUUUCUGCUCCCUCAGUAACUUGGGUCUAGCAGAAACUCUUAAAGCAUAGUAGGAGAAUGUGUGGCUCUCCAGCGAUUGUUGGGUUGCAGCUCCCAUCAGCUUUAGCCAGUGUGGCCAGUGGUGAGGGAUAGAAGGAACUACAGUCCAAAACAGUCCUGUGACCCACAUAUUUCCCUUCUCUCCCAGCUUCAACAGCCUGUCUUGUUUGACCCUUUGGACUGCUACAUUCGUCUCUGUGGUGCUGCAGUUUGGAAAGAGGGGGGAGUUCAGGUAGAUUGACCCCUCUCUCCUCAACCCAAACUCAAACAAUGGCUUCCCCACUGCCACCUCAACAGGUGACCUCUCUGCAUAUCUUCAGGGUCGAAGCAGCCAUGGAGGAGCAGCUUUGGAAAAAAUAAUGUAUCUGUGAAGGAUGCUGCUUCCGGCGGCGGAGGCUCCAAGGCACUAUAGUGUGUAUGUGUUUGUGUAACUGUAGUUUGAGGGCGUUUGUAGGAGUGUUCUUGAAAGGUGUAGAGGGAGCGCCCUCUGUUGGGGAGUAGGCAUAAUGACAGGUGUAGGACUGUAGAUUCACUCACUGCCUCUUUA